AUGGGAUAAUGGUAAAAAUAUUAAGAAUUUUACAAGUUUAAAAAUUUUGCAGCUAUUUCAAUCCUAUAAAAACUUGCUUGUGCCUAAAAUCUUUCAUGUCAUUUUACUUGUUUUCGCAGAUUCAAAAUUCUGGAUGGUUCUCUUCUUUUGAAGUAUUUUAAGAGGAAAGAUUUUUACUUGGAAGGACAGAAGGAAGAAUCUUGUUGCUCGCAGAGACACCUACGAGAGAGAGAGAUGGCGUCGAGCGCGGCGGUGCCGUUCUGGAGGUCGGCGGGCCUGACGUACGUAGGUUACUCGAACAUCUGCGCCAGUCUGGUGAGGAACUGCCUCAAAGAGCCCCACAGGGCUGAAGCCCUCAGUCGCGAGACGGUCCAUUUCUCCAUCUCUAAAUGGACAGACGGCAAGCCCCAGAAACCCACUCUCCGUUCAGAUACAGAACAUGAAUGAGGUAGAUCGUGAUUCCCUUCAACAAAAAAUACAAAAAAAACUCAUCAUUUCAUAUAUAUAUAUAUAUAUAAAUGAAAAAAAAAAAAAAAGCUUUACUUAUUUGUGGUUAUAAUACUAACCAGGGUUUUGAUUGUUAUAAUUUUUUUUUUCAUUGUGCAAAGCUACAUUUAUACAGUUAAAUACUGUGUUAUGUAUAAUUUUUCCUUUAUGUCAUGUUCCAUUUGUGAAA
Malania oleifera is the source of this 676-nucleotide messenger RNA. RefSeq names its product ATP synthase subunit epsilon, mitochondrial-like. The record is from RefSeq and is a predicted model, not a curated record. The transcript has a single exon. Gene Ontology annotation, molecular function: proton-transporting ATP synthase activity, rotational mechanism. Gene Ontology annotation, cellular component: mitochondrial inner membrane. Bases 235 to 447 code for a protein of 70 amino acids. NCBI's taxonomy places the organism in Eukaryota, Viridiplantae, Streptophyta, Magnoliopsida, Santalales, Ximeniaceae. Gene Ontology annotation, biological process: proton motive force-driven mitochondrial ATP synthesis.